Saccostrea echinata is the source of this 2114-nucleotide messenger RNA. Its product is annotated as transformer-2 protein homolog alpha-like. Bases 87 to 1043 code for a protein of 318 amino acids. Gene Ontology annotation, biological process: positive regulation of mRNA splicing, via spliceosome. The transcript is spliced from 11 exons. Lineage: Eukaryota; Metazoa; Mollusca; Bivalvia; Ostreida; Ostreidae. The record is from RefSeq and is a predicted model, not a curated record. Gene Ontology annotation, molecular function: RNA binding. Gene Ontology annotation, cellular component: spliceosomal complex.
GGGAAGCGCCAUAUUGCAUUUAGUAGAACUUUUGUGUGUAAAAUUAUCCAAUUUCUUAAAAAUUGCGGGUGAUUGAGUAAAUAGUAAUGAGUGAAAACGGGGAGCUACGAAUGUCAAGGUCCCGUUCAAGGGAGUCGGAGGGGUCACGAAAAUCUGAUGGCUCCUAUUCGCACUCUAGAUCUCCAUCAAAUGAAAAAGGAUCCCCCAAAUCCAGGGACUCCAGGUCCAAAUCUGCAUCCAAGUCACCAUAUCGACGCUCCUCACGACAUUAUUCUGGAUCCAGAUCUAGGUCCAGGUCACACUCAAGAGGCCGUAAAAGGUCCAGGAGCAGGUCAUAUCACAGAGAUCGCUAUUCAAGGUCACGAUCAGGAUCUAGGAGCUAUCACAAAAGAUCACGAUACUCAAGGAGCAGAAGCCGUGGGAGGUCUCCCUAUUACAGAGAAAGCAGAGACUAUUACAGAGAGAGCCGCAGCAGUCGAUACAGAAGUCGCAGCCGAUCUCCAGGGUAUUCCAGGCGAAGGAGGGGGAAGGAAACAUCCCCCAUGUCCAACAGAAGAAGACACACUGGAAACAGGGACAAUCCAGAGCCAACUAAAUGUUUGGGUAUCUUUGGUCUGAGUCUCUACACCCAGGAACGAGACUUGCGAGAAGUUUUUGGUCGAUUUGGUCCAUUAGAAGAUGUACAAGUUGUGUAUGAUAGACAGACUGGAAGAUCCAGAGGCUUUGCUUUCAUCCACUUCAGAAACAUUGAAGAUUCUAUUGAGGCAAAGGACAGGGGCCCUGGGAUGGAGAUAGAUGGGCGAAGAAUUAGAGUGGAUUUCUCUAUCACAACGAGAGCCCACACUCCCACACCUGGGAUUUAUCUUGGCAAACCUACUACGUCCAGCUAUAGAAGGAGAUCCCCUUCCCCAUAUUCAAGAGGAGGGGGAUAUAGCCGUGGUAGUAGAUAUUCCAGAUCCAGGUCAAGAUCACGGUCAUACAGCCCAAGGUUUGAAGACAGAAAAAUGAAGAGAAGUUUGGGUAUCUUCAGUUAUGAAGAGUAAUUGAAGAUUUGAAAAGUGAAGAAAGAAAAAUUGAGAAGUAGGGAUGAAGAAUUGGUCAGAAAUGAAGAAAAUUUAUUCGAGUAGGGGAUGAAGAUUGAAAAUUGAGAAUGUAGGGAAGAAAAUGUAUGAAGAAAAUACUAGGUAUUUAUGAAGAUAAAAAUGUUUGGAGUUGAAAAAUGAAGACUGAGUGGUAUGGAAUUAGAAGACGAGGGUAAAGGUAAUUGUAUUCCAAUCAAUGGUUAGAUUUUACAGUAAAGUAGGAAGUUCAGUGGUCAGAAUAAAAACGAAAAAUAAUCGGGGACAGAAGUUCAAGGUUUGCAUGCAGUAGAAUAUUGAUAAUGGAUAUUUACUUACAGAAAAUGCCAUUCGUUCUUUUAGAUUGCUACUGUAUAUUUAAAGAGCCAUAGCGCAUUUGAUAGGCAUUUUCACCUACUCUACUAGUGAUUUCUUGAAUACAUUUUUAACCAAAAUUUUAUCAUACAGUCUUAGUUUAUACAUGCGUAAAACCAAAUCACACAAUAAUGAUAUUUAAAUGUUAAUAGUUCCCUCAUAUGAUAAAUUUGAAAAUUAUCCAGUUUUUGUAUAGAAUAUAUAGUAAAUAUUGAGGUAUCCACCUAACGAUGACAAACUGUUGCCAAAGACCAUCCUUAACCAGAAAAACAACUUUUGAAUAAUUUUAUUUGGAUAUGUCUGCACUUCAUUCCCUUUAGAUAAUUUUGGUUAAAGGUGGUCUUCAUAUUGAAAAUGAUGAAAAUAUAUAUUAAUUUUUCUUCUCAUAUAAUCGUAAGAUUUAGCAACCUGUCUUAAAUUUAUCAGCUUGACAUCAUUGACUUCGUUGGCGCAGCGGUAUGAUUGCUGGAAUGUAAAUAUGGUGAUUGCGAGUUCGAGCCCCACAUUUUUCCAUUGUUUUUUUUUUAAAAAUUUUUUUUCUUUGUGUAUCUUUUCUACGUUUUUCUUUAUUAUGUUUUAUAACAUGCACAAUUUCAGAAAGAUAUAAUAUACAAUUACACUUUGAAAGUAUCUCGGGAAAAGACAGUCCUUAGCUAUUUAAUUAAAGUUUGCAAAUUCAUA